AUGUGGUUGAAUGGGCUUGGGGAUCCGGAAGAUGUGAAGACUAUUAGUUGGGGAAGUGCGGCAUUGACCUACCUUUAUCAUUAUCUGUGCGAGGCGUCCAUGGAUAAGAGAAAAGAGUUGGGCGGGCCUAUGAUCCUUCUGCAGCUAUGGGCGUGGGAAAGAAUGCCCACAUUGAGGCCUGCGUUCAUAGGACCAGUUGUGCACGAGCCAUAUACACCAUGUGGCGCCAGGUGGAAAGGAACAACGGUGAUAGGAAAUGCUCCUAGACACUCGGUUGAGCAUUACCGUGACCAAAUAUCUCUGAUUAGACCUGGCCAGUUUAUCUGGACGCCAUACGCACGAGCCCUACUGCCUGACUACUGCAAUGAUGCAGCUGGAUGCUCUCUGUGCGAGACCUACUUGGUAUGUUUGGCCUAUGAUAUACCGCAGAAUGUAGACAGGAUGCUAAGGAACGCCGAUCAUUUAGGCAAAAAUGAUCGGCGUGGUAAGAAGGGCAACAACUGGGCAAACACGCAUCAGUUCUUCAUUGGGGAGUGGGACAUGAGGUACGAAAGGUUCCAAGCUGCCGAAUACACCGCACCGAUGUCCUUGAAUAUUCCCAUGAGCCCGGGUUAUAUGGCGUGGUAUAACAGGAUUACCGUGACGUACAUGACUCAGCCUGGGGCACUGGCCACUGCUGGGAUGAACGAGUCGGCUGCUUCGAUGAGACUAUUUGUUGAGGGUUUUCAGCGGGUUUUCCAUUUAACUACAGAAAACGAAAUGGACCCACGGGUGCGCUAG
Salvia splendens (bonfire salvia) is the source of this 780-nucleotide messenger RNA. Its product is annotated as serine/threonine-protein phosphatase 7 long form homolog. The coding region runs from base 1 to 780 and encodes 259 amino acids. Lineage: Eukaryota; Viridiplantae; Streptophyta; Magnoliopsida; Lamiales; Lamiaceae. Gene Ontology annotation, biological process: meristem maintenance; meristem development. The transcript has 5 exons. The record is from RefSeq and is a predicted model, not a curated record.